UGUGAUAUCAUAGCUUCAGAGUUCACUGUUCUUGACUGAUCGAUGUUUUGAUUUUCAUCUGUUUCACCUAUAACGAGUCGGGUAGAUUUUUCGGUUCUAUACUUUUGGAUUUCACGGAACGAAACAUCUUAAUAAACAUGAAUCGGCUGUUAUCACUUCACAAGUUCAACUCUUCUUUAGUUAGCAUUUUUCAGUUGUCAGCUUGGAGAGGAAGUAUCUUUAGUCCAGUAUUUUCAUACAAUUCAGCUCUGCACUCAUCAGUGCGCUGGAAAUCAAAAGGGGGACAUGCGAAACAUUCUAAAAUUGUUAGUCGAAGUGAUGUCACUGAAGAAGUUUUGUCAUUCCUAAAAGAAGAUAAGAUGAACAAAGAAUUUCAAAAUAUCUUGUCACACUUUCAAAACUCGCUUGUUCAACGUUUAACCUUAAGAAUGACUCCACAAUUAUUUUUCGAUAUUAUGAUUCCUGAUGCCAAUGUAAAACUUGGUCAAGUAGCAAAUUUAACUUUACAAAAUUCUAUGCAUCAAAACAUUUCUUCAAAUAAUUCUCAUAACAGAGCAAAUUUGAGCGAUCAAUAUCUUCUUGUUGAUCUUACUGGUAGACCUGAACUAUUUGCUUCUGCUCGAAAAGCUGUAGUCGCAUUUUUAGAUCCACGUAAAGAUGGUUCUGGUGAAAGUAGAAUCCAGUCAGCUGGUCAACAUGCAUUUACCAUAAGGUUAAAUACUGUAAUUACUCAAGAAUCUCGUCAAAAAGCACUGACUCAAGGACAAGAAUUAUUACAUCAAACAAUUCAUGAAAUGGAUAAAAUUUAUCAUCAUUAUAAUAAAUUAUUAAAUUCUAAACAAUUUAAAGAACAAUUCAGUGAAGAUGACUUAUUCACAGCUCGAGAAUAUCUACGUCUACUUGUUAAAGAUCAACAUAAAUUAGCUGAAACAAUAUGGAAACCGAAAAAACUUGAAUUAGAAGGAUGAUAAAGAAAGAAAGAAGAAGAAGGAGGGAUGAUUUGAUUGUGUAUUCAUAUACAAAUUUAUUAGCUUGUCUAUUUAUUGUACAUGUCUGUUGAAUUUAUGAACAUUUGUAUAUAUUUUUAAUGAAAUGUAAUGAAUGAAGUUCUUUUGAAAAAAAUAUUUUCUUUUUAGAAGUUGUUUGUAAUAGUAGGAAUGAUAAAUGACAAAUAAAACAGAUUACAAU
Messenger RNA from Schistosoma turkestanicum, 1188 nucleotides. The record is from the annotation of a GenBank genome assembly. NCBI's taxonomy places the organism in Eukaryota, Metazoa, Platyhelminthes, Trematoda, Strigeidida, Schistosomatidae.